AGUUCUCAGUUUCCGAGAGGCCAUUUACGACCGCUGGAGGUUGAUUCUUGCUAUUUUUCGGGACGAAAACGCAAGUUAAGUAUUUAACACGCCUCAUUAUUAAAUAUUGAGGACACUGGGGGUAAACCUGACGCGAAUUCUUGGCUCGCGGAGUGAUACAAAAGCCCGGUUUCUGCAGGUACGCGGUGGCGGCGCGUCUGUGGACACAUGCGUCAAGUGCCUUGGCGUUUGUGUAUGUGUUGCCGGUUUGGUUCGAGUGCUGGAAAGGGUGUUUCUUCGUAGGAUGUUUACACUUUAGAGCACGUUCACUGUUCUCCAGAUAGUGAAGAUGUUCAAGUUCAUUGCCAAGAAGUCCCAGCACGUCAGUGCUGAACGCCUCAAGGUUCAGAAGGAGCUCUUCGCUUUCAACAAGACUGCCUGCCAUGGAUUUCCACACUGCCCGAGCGCCCUGGCCUGGGACCCGUCUUUGGAGCUCUUUGCCAUUGGGACCAAGACUGGUUCCUUGAGGCUCUACGGCACUCCCGGUGUCGAGUAUGUGGUGGAGCAUGACGCAAGCAGCCCUGUCGUAGAGCUGCACUUCGUGCCCAAGCAGGGUCGCCUGAUCAGCCUGUUGGAAGACAACACCCUGCACCUCUGGGAGAUCAACGUCAAGGGAGAGGGAUCUGUCCUCGAGCACGUCCAGUCAUGCACCGUCGAUGCCAAGCUGCGCAUCUUCACCUGUGCGGUGCAGUCGACGGGGCAGCACCUGCUGCUGGGCACAGAGGGUGGCAACAUCCACCUGCUGGACAUCAAGUCCUUCCAGAUGACUGACACCAUCAUCUACCAGGACCUGGUCACCCAGAACGUUCCCGAGGAUUACAAGAUCAACCCUGGUGGCGUGGAGGCCAUAGCGGAGCACCCCUUGGACCCCAACAAGAUGGUGAUUGGCUACUCCCGCGGCCUGAUGGUGCUGUGGGACAACGAGACGCUCAAUGCCGAGCAGACUUACAUCUGCACCAAGGAUCUCCACUCGGUGUCGUGGCAUGGCAGUGGCACCAAGUUCAUGAGUGCCCACAACGACUGCAGCUAUUUUGUGUGGGGCAUUAAGGACUCCAAGGCCAUAGAGUCUGUGGAGCAGUGCUACGGUCCCUACCCUUGCAAGGCGAUAAACAAGAUUCUCUGGAAGAACGUGGAGGGAAAGGACAACUUCAUCAUCUUCUCCGGUGGCAUGCCGAGGGCCAACUAUGGCGAGAAGCACACGGUGUCCAUCAAGCAUGGUGACAAGUCCAAGGUGCUGGAUUUCACCUCCAAGGUGGUGGACUUCUUCACUGUGGACACCCAAGACGACAGCGGGCACGAGGUGCCGCAGGCGCUGGUGGUACUCGCCGAGGAGGAGCUGGUGGCGGUGGACCUGUCGUCGGAGGAUUGGCCCACCUUCGCCCUUCCCUGCCUGUCGAGCCUGCACUCGUCGGCCAUCACGUGCACCAACCACUUUGCCAACGUGCCCCAGGGGGUCUGGGACAGGCUGGAGGAGGCCGGCCAGAAGCAGCUCUCGGCCUGCUCUGCCAAGCCCUGGCCCUUGAAGGGCGGCCGGGUGACGGGGGAGGCCCCUGGCCAGCACGACCUGCUGGUGACAGGACACGAGGACGGGUCGGUGCGCUUCUGGGACGCGUCAGGCCCCUGCCUGCGGCCGCUGUACACCCUGCGUACGGCCCCCUUCUUUGGCACGGGGGAGGGGCCCUCGGCCGGCCACAGCAUGGCGGACGAGGAUGAGGAGGAGUGGCUGCACUUCAGCAAGGUGGGCACGUUCGACCCGUACAGCGACGACCCUCGGCUGGCUGUGAAGAAGGUGCUCUUCUGCCUGCAAACGGGGCGCCUGGUUGUGGCCGGCACUGCUGGGCAGGUGGUCUCCUUCUGCGUGGACCCCGACGAGUCGGAGGUCACCUUGGAGGUGGUGCAGGUGAACUUUGUGGGGGACCGGGACAGCUUCGUGUGGAAGGGGCACGACCCCCUGCAGGUGAAGGGGACACCCAUCAGGUGCGAGGGGGGCUUCAGGCCAGACAUGGUGGUGCAGCUCUCCCCCCCUGCCGGGGUCACCGCACUUGCCCUCCAGUCCAAGUGGGGCCUGAUUGCUGCUGGGACUGCCCAUGGCUUCAGCGUCCUGGACUAUGUACAGAAGAAGGCGGUGGCGUCCAAGUGCACGCUGAAUCCCAACGACCUGGCGGCUUCAGGGGACAUGAUGUCUCGCCGCAAGUCGUUCAAGAAAUCCUUGCGGGAGUCCUUCCGCCGGCUGCGCAAGGGCCGCUCUCAGAGGGGCCGCAAGGACACCAAGGCCGUCGUCAAGUCCCCGGAAAACAGGAGGCCCAGGAGGGGUGAGGAGGAGAGCGCGGCUGCUGCAGCGGCCAGCCCGGCGUCGCGCCACAACGAGUCCGGAGUGGACCCGGGGUCCCCGCUGUCCGAGGCGAAGCCUGUGGAACGUCAGGUGGAGGCGCGUUCAUCGGACGACGCCCUGGCCUCCAUGGUGCGCUGCCUCUGCUUCACCAACAGCUUCAUCCUGCACAGUGUGAAUACCACCCCGACGCUGUGGGCGGGUACCAAUGCGGGCGCCAUCUUCGUCUACACCCUCGCCUUCCCCGCCGGCGACAAGCGGGAAACGGACGCUGUCCAUUGUGCGCUGGGCAAGGAGAUCCACCUGAAGCAUAAGGCGCCUGUGAUAGCCAUCCACAUCAUCGACGGGCGUGGCUACCCGAUCUCGGACGCCUUCGAAGAAGAGCCUAAGGGUCUCGUGCCUCCGCAGAGGGUGCUCAUCUGCUCCGAAGAGCAGCUCAAGGUGUUCACCCUGCCGAGCCUGAAGCCCUUCGGCAAGUUGAAGCUGACGGCGCACGAGGGGGCCCGGCUGCGCAAGGCGGCGGUGGCCCGCUUCCCCAGCCGCAGCGACCCUGAGCGGGUGGAGUUCUGCCUGGCGGUGCUCACCAACCAGGGGGAGGUGGCGCUGCACGGCCUCCCAGACCUCCGGCGCCAGUUGGUGGACGCGUGCCUGCGCAGGGAGGACAUCAACGGGAUCAGCAGCCUGGUGUUCACGAAGGACGGCGAGGGCUUCUACCUGAGCUCUCCGUGCGAGUUUGAGCGCUUCUCGCUGUCCGCCAAGCGCAUGACGGCACCCCGCUGCCAGGUGGACCUGCCCGAGGGGGCCCGGCCCAAGCCCCCGCAGCCGCAGGAGCCCCAGGGAGGCCGGGAGGUCGAGGGGGCCGAGGCCGGGACCUCGGCUGACUCUCCCGCCCCCAAGGAGGUUGCCGAGGAGGGGGCCAAGGAGAGGGCGGUGACCCCCGCCAAGCUGGAGCUGGACAGGGCGGCCUCUCCCCCGCUUGCGUCCCCCAAGGAGGAGUCCUCGGAAGGGGGAGAGGACGACAAGGGGGGCCUGGACUCGCCACCGGACAGGUCACCUUGGGGCGACUUACGGAGUUGUGCACGGGAGAGGCUUGGUGCGGAUGUUGAAAGAAAAAGUGGGAUCAGCAGCCUGGUGAUCACCAAGAACGAGUCCAACUUCACGACGACCACGAGCACGGUGGGGGACCUCAAGUCCCUGGACCUGGAGGAACUGCUGCCGGCCGACCACGAGGCCCUGGCCGACAAGCUGCUCACGGACUGCAAGAUCGAGGUGGUGCGCGAGAAGCGCACGGUCGUGGUGGUGCGCGAGGAGACCCUCGUCAACGGCAGGAGUCCGACAGCAAAUUAAUCACGGCCCCGGACCUUAGCUUCACCACGCCUCCUGCUACUGCAUUCACGACAGCAUCUUUGUUUGCUCAUGUCUGUACCUUCGUGUCGAGUUCCUAGCCGUCCCGCCUUUUUUUUUGUCACAGGAACAAAUGCACCGUAGACACACGGGCACACGCACGAAUCGAGACACACUUCACACGGACACAUGUUGCACAUGGGAAAACACUCAAGAAGCAGCUUUUCCCUUUGGAAAAAGGAACUGGUAGCCGGCACCUCUUUUUAUUUUAUUUUUUUUUUCUUCAACGGCACCGCGGCACACACGGAUCACCCGCGGUACUGCCUCGAUGGAAGCUUUGCUGUACGUUGCAUUUUCGUCUGACUUCUUUUCUCUUCUGCCGUGUCGGCGUGCACAUCUUUCCUAUCUCGUUAAAGUAAGGACCAACAGGAUUUUUUUUCCCCCACGUCAAUCAUCGGUGCAGCUCUUUUGUUUUUUCGUGUGUGUGCAUGUUUUUCAUUUCAUAAUCAAAGUGCCAUUUUUCAGCCUUCCAAAAAAAGAAAAGGAAAAAAAACAACUUGUCAGCCGUUUUUACUGGGCUCUGGCUUCUCCGUGUAAGCAGCAAUGUCGUCUGCGUUUUAUAUAACAUAUUUAAGCUUUUUUUUUCUCACGCUCUGUCUUGUCUCGCAUUUUUAUAUGGCGGCUAUUGCUGCACGCGAGUUCACUCUACUGAUUCCUUCCAUCGCGGAGUAUCCACCGAAACAUUAGGAUUGGUGAUGGUGUCUGGUAUAUUAUGCCGAGGUGUUCUUUGUACGUUUUUUCUAUUGCCUUGUACCUUUUCUGAACAUUUUUUUUAUGGGCUGAUUUGGAAAUAAAAUGUUUAGAAAUGGCA
Messenger RNA from Ixodes scapularis (black-legged tick), 4583 nucleotides. It is a transcript of the gene l(2)gl, whose product is annotated as lethal(2) giant larvae protein homolog 1. The transcript is spliced from 24 exons. Gene Ontology annotation, cellular component: cytoplasm; plasma membrane; cortical actin cytoskeleton. Bases 329 to 3715 code for a protein of 1128 amino acids. Gene Ontology annotation, molecular function: myosin II binding; syntaxin binding; GTPase activator activity. NCBI's taxonomy places the organism in Eukaryota, Metazoa, Arthropoda, Arachnida, Ixodida, Ixodidae. Gene Ontology annotation, biological process: establishment of spindle orientation; regulation of protein secretion; regulation of establishment or maintenance of cell polarity. The record is from RefSeq and is a predicted model, not a curated record.